CUCCCCGCCGGGGCGGGGAGCGCGCAGGCUGCGGCCGCCCGGGUGCAGGGACCGCCCUGGCGGGCGAGGGGCGGUGUCUGGGCCGCCUACCCCCACCCCCACCCCCGGGCCGGGCCCGCGGCGACCACACCCCCUAGAGCUGGAGCCGGAGCCCGCGGGGCCGCCCGGCCUGACCCUGCAGCUCGGCCUCCCAGCCUCUUGCUAGGAGAGGUCUUCACAUCUGAAGGAACCGAAGUGUCUUCUCUGAACUGGGGGGAAAAGAAGGGCUGACCGACCGUGAGCGCUUCCUGUCUUGCAGCGCCCACCCUUAAACUGGAUGGCAGCACCCCCACUGCGCCGUCUAGUCCUGACCCACCUGCUGGUUGCCCUCUUUGGCAUGGGCUCCUGGUCUUCAGUCAAUGGCGUCUGGGUGGAGUUACCUGUGGUGGUUAAAGGCCUUCCCGAGGGUUGGAGCCUGCCUGCCUACCUCUCUGUGCUGGUGGCACUGGGGAACCUGGGGCUGCUAGCGGUGACCCUAUGGAGGCGGCUGGUCCCUAGCAAAGGCGAGCGGGGCCCCAUCCAGGUGGUACAAGCACUGAAUGGGGUGGGCACAGCCCUGCUGGCCCUGCUGUGGCAUCAUGUGACCCCUGUGGCAGGGCAGCCACACUCUGUGGCCUUUCUGACGCUAACCUUCGUGCUGGCAUUGGCCUGCUGCGCUUCAAAUGUCACUUUUCUGCCCUUCCUGAGCCACCUGCCCCCUCCCUUCCUGCGCUCCUUUUUCCUGGGUCAGGGCCUCAGUGCCCUGCUGCCCUGUGUGCUAGCCCUGGUGCAGGGUGUGGGCCACCUUGAGUGCCCACCAGCUGCCACCAACAGCACCCCAGGGCCACCACACCAUUUUUCAGAGCGUUUUUCUGCCAGCACCUUCUUCUGGGUGCUGACCACCCUUCUGGUGGUUUCAGCUGCCUCCUUUCAGGGUCUCCUACUACUUUUGCCAACCUCACCAUCUUCCCCUUCUGGGGGCUCAGGGCCUAACCUUCGGGUGGGAGCCCCCAGAACAGAGGAGGAAGAGGAGGAGGAGGAGGAGGAAGCUUCACCACUGCAGGAGCCACUGGGUCAGGCGGCAGGUGCCACCCCCAACCCAGACUCUAAGAAAGCUCGACUGCUCUCUGUCCGUGGAAUCUGUUUGCUGGGACUGCUGACGGUCACCAAUGCACUGAUCAACGGUGUGCUGCCCGCCAUACAGAGCUUUUCCUGCCUGCCCUAUGGACGCCUGGCCUACCACUUGGCCGUGGUGCUGGGCAGUCUCGCCAACCCACUUGCCUGUUUCCUGGCCAUGGGCGUGCUGUGCAGGUCUCUGGCAGGACUGAGUGGUCUCUCUUUGCUCGGCUUAUUCUUUGGGACCUACCUGAUAGCACUGGCAGUCCUGAGUCCCUGUCCACCCCUAGUGGGUACUUCUGCUGGCGUGGUCCUUGUGGUGCUGUCCUGGGUGCUGUGUCUGGGUGUCUUCUCUUAUGUGAAGGUGGCCGCUAGCUCCCUCCUGCAUGUGGGGGGGCGUCCUGCAUUGCUGGCAGCUGGCGUGGCCAUCCAGGUGGGCUCCCUGCUGGGUGCCGUUGCCAUGUUCCCUCCCACUAGUGUCUACCAAGUGUUCCGCAGUGGCCAGGACUGUGUGGAUCUAUGUGGCCUCUAAGCCAGGCUCUGGGGACCGCUUCUCAAACCAUUCCCUUCUCCGCCCAAAAAGUGUCACUGUACCUGUGGCCCGGAGAGGCCUUCCCCACCCAUGCUCACCCAGGGCACCUCCAUGGGAAGUCCUGACUCCGCAGGCACUGAACCAGGGUCCUUCAUCCACGUGGGAUUUGUACAAUAAAGCAUUUUUAUUUUUA
Molecule: messenger RNA, 1859 nt
Organism: Erinaceus europaeus (western European hedgehog)
Lineage: Eukaryota; Metazoa; Chordata; Mammalia; Eulipotyphla; Erinaceidae
Gene: SLC52A2
Product: solute carrier family 52 member 2
Exons: 5
Coding region: 317-1666 (449 amino acids)
Biological process (GO): riboflavin transport
Cellular component (GO): plasma membrane
Molecular function (GO): riboflavin transmembrane transporter activity
Source: RefSeq, a predicted model, not a curated record